AGAUUUGUCCGAAAACCCAACAGCCAUGUCUGGAAAAGUAAGUCUGCACUAUUUCAACGGGAGAGGGAAAAUGGAGUCAAUCCGUUGGCUUCUGACAGUUGCAGAAGUGGAGUUUGAUGAGUUUCACCUGACAACCAGAGAUCAGUACCAGAAGCUUCUGGAUGAUGGGUCGCUCAUGUUCCAGCAGGUCCCCUUGGUGGAGAUCGAUGGCAUGAAACUUGUGCAGACAAAGGCGAUCCUACAUUACAUUGCUGAGAAGUACAACCUCUAUGGAAAAGACAUCAAAGAGCGCGUCAUGAUCAAUAUGUACUCAGAGGGGCUGAUGGACCUCAUGGAAAUGAUGAUGAUUCUGCCCUUCGUCUCAGACACCAAACCUAAACUUGACAACAUCCUAACUAAAGCAAAUGAGCGUUACCUGCCAGUGUUUGAAAAGGCGCUGAGUGGGUCUGUUUACCUGGUGGGAGGUAAGCUAAGCCUUGCAGAUGUGCUGCUGCUCGAAUGCACUCUGAUGCUUGAGGAGAAGUUCCCUGCAAUCCUCGCAGAAUUUCCCAACACCAAGGCUUUCCAGGGGAGGAUGAGCCGUAUUCCUGCCAUCAGCAGGUUCCUGCAGCCAGGCAGCAAGAGGAAGCCGCAGCCAGAUGAACAUUACAAGAAGACGGUCAUGGAAGUGUUCAACCUCACAACACUAAAUCUGUAAAUUCUCCAAAAAGAUCUAAUACAUUCCUCACAUUUAAAGUGAUUCAUAAAACUGGUGAAAGCACCUAUGGCUGCAUUAUAUUAAAAUUAACAUUGAUCUAAUGCAAAAAUACUAAUCAUGCUGUUUUCUAGCGUCACUACUGAGGAAACGUCUGAAAAUGAAGUUUUUGUUCCGUUUCAGAGGACAUUUCGCUUAAUAAACAUGUGUUGUAUGAAUCAAAUCUUUAUUUUAACUGUCAUCCAUUACAAAAUGUUCACCAAUUGUACAAUCUAUCUCAGACAUAUCAAAUAAAACAAAAAAAAUUCAA
This is a messenger RNA of Nothobranchius furzeri (turquoise killifish), 1004 nucleotides long. RefSeq names its product glutathione S-transferase, alpha tandem duplicate 1 (gene gsta.1). Gene Ontology annotation, biological process: glutathione metabolic process. NCBI's taxonomy places the organism in Eukaryota, Metazoa, Chordata, Actinopteri, Cyprinodontiformes, Nothobranchiidae. Gene Ontology annotation, molecular function: glutathione transferase activity. The record is from RefSeq and is a predicted model, not a curated record.